UCAGUUUAAAAUCGUUUGUACAAAAAUGCCGAAAUAACUGGCCGUUCUUAUUUGGUUUCGGUUUUUUCUUAAGUUUCGAGGUCUCCGAGCUUGGAACAGUCAUGAGCACUGAACGCCUUAUCCUGCUGCAGUUCAGCAUGCAUUGUUUCAAGAUCAUCUUCAUCUACUGCAUCUGUGUGAAUGUCCUGGAACAUUUCGUACAGCGGGUCCAGGACAAUUGAGCGGAAAAAUGCUAGAGGCGAGAAAGCGGAAACUUUAAAAUAAAACGGCAGUUAAUUUUGCAAAA
This is a messenger RNA of Drosophila ficusphila, 286 nucleotides long. RefSeq lists its product as uncharacterized. The coding region runs from base 102 to 221 and encodes 39 amino acids. The record is from RefSeq and is a predicted model, not a curated record. The transcript has a single exon. Lineage: Eukaryota; Metazoa; Arthropoda; Insecta; Diptera; Drosophilidae.